This is a messenger RNA of Myotis myotis, 1170 nucleotides long. RefSeq names its product adiponectin receptor protein 1-like. Gene Ontology annotation, cellular component: plasma membrane. The transcript has a single exon. Lineage: Eukaryota; Metazoa; Chordata; Mammalia; Chiroptera; Vespertilionidae. The coding region runs from base 1 to 1170 and encodes 389 amino acids. The record is from RefSeq and is a predicted model, not a curated record. Gene Ontology annotation, biological process: adiponectin-activated signaling pathway. Gene Ontology annotation, molecular function: signaling receptor activity.
AUGCCUUCUCACAAAGGACCGGUGGUGGCACAGGGCAGCGGGGCUCCUGCCAGUAACAGGGAGACUGACACGGUGGAGCUGGCCGAACUGGGACCCCUGCUAGAAGAGAAGGGCAAACCGGGAAUCGCUGUCCCAGCCAAAGCUGAAGCAGAGCAAGCCAGUCCAGUGCCCCAGGAGGAGGAGGAGGAAGAAAGGGAGGAGGAGGAGGAGGAGGAGAAAGAGGGGGAAGAGAUGAGGGUCCUGACACUUCCCCUGCAAGCAUACCGUGCCAUGGAGAAGAUGGAGGAGUUUGUGCAUAAGGUCUGGGAGGGCCGCUGGAGGGUCAUCCCAUACAGUGUGCUCCCUGACUGGCUGAAGGACAACGAUUACCUGCUCGACGGCCACAGGCCGCCCAUGCCCUCCUUCCGGGCCUGUUUCAGGAGCAUCUUCCGCAUCCACACAGAGACUGGCAAUAUCUGGACCCAUCUGCUUGGAUUUGUGCUGUUUCUGUUUCUGGGAAUCUUGACCCUGCUGAGGCCAAACAUGUACUUCAUGGCGCCCCUGCAGGAGAAGGUGGUGUUUGGGCUGUUCUUCCUGAGCACGGUGCUCUGCCUCAGCUUCUCCUGGCUCUUUCACACCGUCUACUGUCACUCAGAGAAAGUCUCUCAGACUUUUUCCAAACUGGAUUACUCAGGGAUUGCCAUACUGAUUAUGGGGAGCUUUGUCCCCUGGCUCUAUUACUCCUUCUACUGCUCUCCACAGUCACGGCUCAUCUACCUCUCCAUCAUCUGUGUCCUGGGCAUUUCCGCCAUCAUUGUGGCACAGUGGGACUGGUUUGCCAUGCCUCAACACCGGCAGGCAAGAGCAGGGGUGUUCCUGGGCUUGGGCUUGAGCGGCGUGGUGCCUACCAUGCACUUUACGAUCUCCGAGGGCUUUGUCAAGGCCACCACCGUGGGCCAGAUGGGCUGGUUCUUCCUCAUGGCCGUGAUGUACAUCACCGGGGCUGGCCUCUUUGCUGCUCGAAUUCCUGAGCGCUUCUGUCCUGGAAAGUUUGACAUAUGGUUCCAGUCACAUCAGAUUUUUCACGUCCUGGUGGUGGCAGCAGCCUUUGUCCACUUCUACGGGGUCUUCAACCUUCAGGAAUUCCGCUACAGCCUGAAAGGCAGCUGUACUGAUGACUCUCUUCUCUGA